Orbicella faveolata is the source of this 3414-nucleotide messenger RNA. RefSeq lists its product as uncharacterized. NCBI's taxonomy places the organism in Eukaryota, Metazoa, Cnidaria, Anthozoa, Scleractinia, Merulinidae. Gene Ontology annotation, biological process: nucleobase-containing compound metabolic process. The record is from RefSeq and is a predicted model, not a curated record. Gene Ontology annotation, molecular function: 3'-5' exonuclease activity; nucleic acid binding.
UCCUUCAGUCACUCACACGACAUUGAUCGCACCGUUUUCGUCGCGUCCCUAUCCCUUUUCGCUUUUGAGUGAAUUUUCCUUUGAUUUCGUUAAAAUGAGCAAUCGUAAUCGCAAUCGAACUUGGUCUAGGCUAAAUCCGCACAAUACUCGGACUAGAUCAAGUGGCAGUAAGCAAGAAACACGCCGGUAUUCAACAAGCCAAGCUGUGAGCCAGGACACAAAAUAUCAUAUGCAGUCAUCGAUGUCGCCUUCAUUUUCGUCAUCAUCAGCUAGUGGUGAGAGAGGAUGGGACUAUCUGUUACGUCGCAAAGCUGAAUAUAUCAACGAUCGCAUUCACAAGGCCAAAGCGGCAGGAGUUGCUGGAACAACAGAAGUAUUUUUACGUUUUCCCAUCAAGGAAGAACCCAGUAGUCCAAAAAGGAACGAAUCAACGUAUUCACUUUCACAGAUGACUCCUUCAUUGCCGGGAAUGGAUGCCUCUCAGAGUGCAAACGAAGGUUUUUGGAUUGACACAACUGGUGAUGGAUACCGAGAACAAAAUGAAACGCGACAAACGCUUUCAAGACGAGCAGACCACUAUAUCAAGACUGAAGCUCCUUGGAAUUACCCAGAACCAACCGUCGAAAGCUAUGGGGUUCUUCACUCGAGUGAAGAUACAGGACAGAGUUAUGGGAUAAACACUACAGCUUAUCAACUGCCUGAUCAAACCGUGUCACAAAGCCUGCCAAAUGACCGUGAAGAUACACGUUGUGAUACAAAACAGGGUUUAAAGAGAAAAUUUAAUGUAUUAAGCAAUUCUCUGUCAGUUCAAAUGUUAGUUGCCAACAUACGAAAUGCUGUUGCUACAAAUCCGAAUUUUAAGAGAAGCAAACAUGAUUCUGCAGCAAAUCAGACGUUAGGUCAUAAUGAACGAAAUGGUAUUGGUGAUGCAAGUUGUACCUCAGAGCAGAGUUUUAUGGAAAACAACUGGGCUAAUCAUGAGUUUGAACAAACAUUGAGUCAUCACAUGGCAAGUGUUAUGAAAGAUUCUCAGGAGUCUACAGAGUUGGACUUCAAGGGAAACAGGCGGGAUUCUGUGGCCAAUCAGACAUUGGCUUGUAAUACACCGAAUGAUGGCCGAGAUGUGAACCAUUCUACCAAGCAGGAUUUUGGUGGAAAUAAGCCGAAUUCAGCAUCAAAUAAGACAUUAAUUCACACUUUGCCAUACCCCGCUGAAGGUGUCGAGGUGGUGUACACAGUAGAUCCAGUUGAAGCUGAAGCGUGGCUAAGAAACAAUAUCAUUGACUGUUCUGCCCAGGCAGUUGGUUUUGAUAUUGAAUGGAAACCCCAGUAUGUAAGCAAGAAGAAAGGAGGUGUGGAAAACAAGACUGCUGUCUUACAGCUAGGAGUGGAAAGCUCUUGCUUGGUGCUGCAUCUUUACAACAUGAAGUCGCCACCACAGCUGCUGAGAUCUGUCUUGAAUGACAAGAAGAUUUUGAAAGUUGGAAGUGGGAUUUUGCAGGAUGUUGUGAAGCUGAAGCGGGACACAGGAUUGAUUUGCCUGGGAAUGGUAGAUACACAGAAAAUGGCAAAGUCUAUGGGUACUAAUGCACCACGGAAACUGGGCCUCAAAGCUCUUGCUCAGCACUUCCUUGGAAUUAACCUGGAGAAACCAAAGUCUGUCUCCAGGAGCAACUGGGAAAACUAUCCUCUGACAAUCAGACAAAUUCAUUAUGCUGCAUUAGAUGCUUGGAUUGGGCUCAAAAUUUACCAGCGCAUGAAACUGGAAAUUGGGCAAGGCCAGGCACACACUAAUGAAACACAACUCGUUGAUGAUGAAGCCGAGGAGAAGUCAGCAGUGAUUCACACUUUGCCAUACCCAGCUGAAGGUGUUGAGACAGUGUAUACAGCAGAUCCAGUUGAAGCUGAAACAUGGUUAAAGAACAAUAUCAUUGACAGUUCAGCCCAGGCAGUCGGUCUUGAUAUUAAAUUUAAACCUGAGUUUGUAAGCAUCAAGAAAGGAAUGGAAAAGAAGACCGCUGUUGUAGUGUUAGGAGUGGAAAGCUCUUGCUUGGUGCUGCAUCUUUGCGGCAUGAAGUCACCACCACAGCUGCUGAGAUCCAUCUUGAAUGACAAGAAGAUCUUGAAAGUUGGAAAUGCAAUUUCGCAGGACGUUACAAAGCUGCAACGUGAUACAGGAUUGACUUGCAAGGGAAUAGUCAAUACACAGGAAAUGGCAAAGUCUAUGGGUACUAGUGCACCACCAAAACUGGGCUUCAAAGCUCUUGCUGAGCACUUCCUUGGAAUUAAACUGGAGAAGUCACCAAAGUCUGUUGCCAAGAAAAACUGGGAAAAGUAUCCUCUGAAAAUGAGGCAAAUUCAUUAUGCUGCAAUAGAUGCCUGGAUUGUGUUCAAAAUUUACCAGCACAUAAAAUUGGUGAAAGAGCAACACCAGACACACAUUAAUGAAACACAACUUGUUGAUGAUGAAGCUGAGGAGAAGUCUGGUAAGAUUGUCAAGUGCCAUGUGUGUAAGAAAAAGUUAAAGAGCCAGAAUGCCCUUUCUAAUCACAUCAAAAUUCACGCACAGUGCAAGUGUGGUAUGUUUUUUCAGGACAAAAUUUCCAAGAUGCACAGGCUGUUUUGCCCAGAGGUCAAUCCUGUUACUCCACUAGAUCAAGCUGAUGAUGAUAGCAUUUUUCACUGUCAAGCAUGUGGAAAGAGGUGCAAAAGUGCUGAGAAACUGAUGAUGCAUAUCAAAGAAGUGGGGCAUGUUCGGUGUCCAUUUUGUACCAGAUUACUUAAAGGUCCUCAGUGUACCAGUCAUAUUAGGAGAUGUAGGCAAUUCAGUGGACAAUGGACUCAGAAACAGGUGCUGCACUCUGAGUGUGACUGAGAAAUAUGUUAGUUGAACCAGCGGUAGCCUUCAACAAAUUUGACUAAGAAACUGAAUUUGUUUCUUAUCACUUUCAAUUGUUGUUGUUGACUUUGAUUCAAAAGCUUGAAAACCACCUGAACUUACUUCUGGGUUGUCAACUGUGAAACAAAAUAAAACAGAACAUUUCUAUGUGGAUUUUUCACUUCUGCAGUGAUGUUAUAAGGAGAAAUAGUGACUGUACUGGUCAGAAUGAAAUAAUAUUAUAGUAGUGUUGUGAGCCACUCUGUGCGUUAUAUUUGAAAAUGUUGCAAGUUUUUUAAAUACUGUAUAGCCACAUAUUCCCUUCGUAGAUUGUUGCCUUUUUGAUCAAUUAAAGUGUAUUUGAAGAAUUUGCAUGUAAGAAAGAUAAAAUUGUGCAGUACUAAUGAAUAUGAAUGAAAGGAAAGAGUGCAUUUAUCUUUUUAUUUGUAGAUGUUAGUGGUCCAAGCCAAUCUUCAGAGAAGUUAAUAUGUAAGUUGUGAUUUUGGGCUAGAUAUAAUAAAUGGCAAUAAAUAAAA